Ceraceosorus bombacis is the source of this 2245-nucleotide messenger RNA. The record is from the annotation of a GenBank genome assembly. NCBI's taxonomy places the organism in Eukaryota, Fungi, Basidiomycota, Exobasidiomycetes, Ceraceosorales, Ceraceosoraceae.
AUGUCCUCCAUAACGCGGGCAGCAUCAGACGCUAUCGCCACAUCCAUCCACUCUGAUCAACCACUUUCGGUCCCUUCCGCUCGCACAGACAGCAGUCGAGCAGCUCAAGCUGUGCAGCAGUCAGCCUCCGCACCGAUCCUUCAGCAGACAAGGAGACGAUCGGCCCGAGGUAGUGCGAAGCAAGUGGAAGCGCAGGUGCUGGUGGAUGCGAGUCAAGUGAAGGAAGAAGUAGGAGAGGGAGCUGCGGAUGUGAGACCUGUGCUGGAUGAAUCAUCAGUGGAUGCUCUGAAAGGCAGCCGCAAUGGCCGAUACAAUGCUCCUUCACGCAAGCGCAAAGCCAGCGCCAAGAGUGCUGCGGCGGCCAAUGGGAUGCUGAAAGAUGAGAGUGGGGAGGAGAUCAUAGCACAGUCGAAUGCGCACCCUGCACCAACCGAGCCGCCGCAGAUCAACGGCGUGCACAAGACCGACUCUCUCUCUCCUGCGCCUUCGGACGUGCCUCCGCCAUCCAAACGCAAACGUCAAACCAAGAAGCAAAAGCUGGAAGAGUCUCAAGACGGUGCAACGGAAGAGACUCCCAAAGUAUCAGCGCUGGAGCGCAAGAGGCUGGCUGCGAUCGAAGCGCACCACAAGUGGGAGCCUGCACCUGUGCAGCACAGAGAUUUUGCACAAGAGGGCUCUGCGCAAAGAGGCGCGUUCAGGGGCAGAUUGGGAUACGCUUGCUUGAACACGGUGCUCAGAAGCACCAAACCGCCCAGCUCCAAAGAGAGCAUCUUCAGCUCUCGGACGCUCAGGCUGGCGACCAUUCGCGAAAAGGGAGUCGAGGCGGCCAUUGAGCUCGCGAGAGCGAACAUCAACGAUAUUGUGAGCGUGCGGAUACUUGCACCCUGGGAGAGUUGAUCGCUGACAGACCCGUCCUUUUUGGUGUCGUUAAGAUUCCAAUGUUGCACUGGAACGUGGCAAACAACAUCCGCUUCAUGCGCCUCUCGUGCGAAAUGCUGCCGUUCGCAUCGCACAAUGAAGUAGGCUGGGACGUCUCUGUGCUCGAGACGGAGCUCAGAAGAGCGGGAAAUGAAGCGAAGAAGCUGGGAGUCAGAUUGACCCUCCAUCCCGGCCAAUUCGUCCAGCUCGGAACACCGAACCAGCAGGUCCUCGAGAAUAGCAUACGAGAAUUCGAGAUAUAUUGCAAGAUGCUGGAUUUGAUGGGAUUGGGUCCCGAAAGCGUGAUGAUAUUGUGAGUUCCAAGACCACAGCGCGCAUACUGAAGCAAUGCGCCUCACUCACUUCCCUACUUCUUCAGGCAUGGCGGCGGCUCUUACGGCGACCAGGCGGCCGCUUUAGAGCGCAUCGAGAACACUAUAACUACGCGCUUAUCCGCUUCGGCUCGAUCACGAUUGGUGUUGGAGAACGAUGAGAUCUCUUACUCUGCCGAAGAGCUCCUACCGCUCUGUGAAAAACUGGAUGUACCCUUGGUCUUUGACUGGCAUCACGAUCUGCUACGCCCAUCUUCGCUUACUCCUGACGAACUCCUACCUCGUAUCAUCAACAUAUGGCAAAGAAGAGGAAUCAAGCCUAAAUUUCAUCUGAGCGAGCCGAGAGCUGGAGCAAAGACGCACAGGCAGAGAAGAGCGCACAGCGAUCGCUGUGUGGAGUUGCCGAUGGAGUUGCCGGAAGAUGCUGACCUGAUGAUCGAGGCCAAGGACAAAGAGCAAGCCGUCUUGGAGCUCUACAGGAUAUAGUGAGUUGAGGGCACCGGUAGUGCAGAGCAUGAUAUGGCUUUUGCGUUUCCAGACCAUUCACUGACAUUAACCCCUGUGACUACAGUAACUUAUUCCCCGUAGACAAGAUGGUCCUGCGACCUCAUGCAGAUGAUGUGACAAUGGCCACGGCUGGACGUCGAACUGUGCUGGACGGCAGCGGCGGCUCGACCAAACGAUCUGGCUCUCCGACCAGUACUGGAUCUCCACGCAAGCUCACGCCCAAAGAAGAGGAAGCGCAGAAAGUCUCAAACGCUAUCAAAAAAGCCAAAGCGGUCGCUGAACGUCUGGGAAGGACCUACGAUGGGCCUAGGGAAGAGGAAGAUUUGAGAGCAGAGUUGGCAAAGAAUUUGGUCCCCGCGAGUCAGGUCAGAGCUGAAAUGAAGACGGCGGCGAACAGAAUCAGAGAGGAUCUCAAGGCUGGCAGGCCUAGAGUCGCUCCUGCGCCCAUCUCAAGAGAGGGUACACCGACUGCGGACGCAGAAGAAUAG